This is a messenger RNA of Triticum aestivum (bread wheat), 977 nucleotides long. RefSeq lists its product as uncharacterized. The record is from RefSeq and is a predicted model, not a curated record. The transcript has 2 exons. Lineage: Eukaryota; Viridiplantae; Streptophyta; Magnoliopsida; Poales; Poaceae. Bases 136 to 729 code for a protein of 197 amino acids.
GGGGAUCCCAAAGGUUGGGCCCGCGGCUUCGUCCCCUUCGGCCGAGACAGACGAGUCGACGCGCCACCGUCGCCGCCUCCGCCUCCGCGUCGCCGCCUCAUCCCCGUCUCCGGCGGCUUCCCGUAGAUCAAGUGAAUGAUGGAGGCUGAUCUCAAGGCCCAGGCGACCACCGCGAUGGGUUUGCUGCAUGGCAUCUCCCAUGCGAGUUUGCCUCUUGAGUUCAUCGACUCAGCUCUGCGCACCAUCCAGGAAACCGACUCUGCCAUCAGGCCGCGGGUCCAGCCAGAUAAUGCUGCGCAACGGCUCACCUCCAGUCACUCUCUGGCCUUUGCGACUCGCGAGGUAGCCGAGCUGGAGCUGUCGGUGGAGGCAGCUAUCACCGUCGUCUCCCGCUGGCUUGAUUCCAAGGUGGAUGGACUGCAGGGGCUGCCCGCCAACACGUGGAGAGUCCAAUCAGAUGAGUUGGUCGCUGCCGUGGCCAAUGCCGGUGAGAUGCUUGAGGCAGCUGCAAUGAAUUGGUACUAUGCAUCUGGUGUCCUUGAUGUAAUCGUCACUUGCUGGUUCAACCACAUUCCUCUCAACAUUCGCGAGGUUUGGGUGCAGGAUGCGAGGACAUCGCUCGCCUCCGCCCGUGAUCAUCUGAAUGAUGCGCGCGCCAGCGUCAGCAAGGCAUGCGCCGCUGCCGCCAGAGCCCGUGAUGCUGGGAAGAUUAUCCUUGACUUCCUGUAGUAUCAAGGCUAGCAUCUUUUUAUGGCUUCCUGUAGUAUGAAGACUAGCAUCUUUUAUGGUUCGCGCUGAUGUUUAUCCUUGACUCCCUGUAGUAUCAAGAGUAGCAUCUUUUAUGGUUGCCGCUGCUGUUUAUGACUCGUAUCUUUUUGGAUAAGAAUUUGCAUUCGUAGCUGUAUACGUACUAGUAUAUGUUUGGUCAUGUGGGAGUUGGAAACUAAAGUGUAUGGCAUUGAUAUAUAUUAUCAAUA